AUGGCCAAUGAUCUUGACUGUUUGUCCUGGAACCUGGGCCUCAUCAUCCUGAUUAGGAUGGACUCUUACCUACAUACACCCAUGUACUUCCUCCUCAGCAAUUUAUCCUUCUUAGAUUUUUGCUAUGUUAUCUCCACAACCCCCAAAAUGCUCUCAGACUUCUUCCAGAAGCCUAAGUCCAUCUCAUUUUUGGGGUGCACUAUGCAGUACUUCUUCUUCUCUAGCCUGGGUCUGACUGAGUGCUGUCUCCUGGCAGCCAUGGCUUAUGACCGAUAUGCUGCCAUUUGUAAUCCUCUGCUCUACACUGCCAUCAUGUCACCCACCCUCUGUGUCCAGAUGAUGGUUGGAGCCUAUAUAACUGGCCUCUUUGGUUCAUUGAUUCAACUGUGUGCUUUACUUCAGCUCAAUUUCUGUGGGCCAAAUGUUAUCAACCACUUCUUCUGUGAUCUGCCUCAAUUAUUAGUCCUAUCCUGCUCUGAAACCUUUUUCCUAAAAGUCAUGAAAUUUGUGAUAGCAGUGAUUUUUGGUGUGAUCUCUGUCUUUGCCAUCAUGAUAUCUUAUAUCAUUGCCACCAUCCUGAAGAUCAGCUCUGGUGAAGGCAAGUCCAAGGCUUUCAACACCUAUACUUCUCACCUGAUAGCAGUGAUCUGUUUUUUUGGAUCAGGACUCUUUGUCUAUAUGCACCCCAGCACUGAUAAUUCUCUGGGCCAUGACAAGAUGGCAUCAGUCUUCUAUACAGUGAUGAUCCCUAUGAAUCCUUUGAUUUACAGCUUGAGGAACAAGGAAAUCAAAGAUGCCCUUAAGAGGUGUAAGAAGAGAGCAUUUUCCCAGUUUAUAUUAAAUAAAGGCACAAACAUAUAUAGAGAGCCAAGCCCCCAUAACUGA
This is a messenger RNA of Leptonychotes weddellii (Weddell seal), 885 nucleotides long. The record is from RefSeq and is a predicted model, not a curated record. Lineage: Eukaryota; Metazoa; Chordata; Mammalia; Carnivora; Phocidae.